CGACAGGUAAACACACAAAUAAAAAAUUCAAAUAUUCAAAGGAUUUACUUAAAAAAGACAUCUUAUUAAUUGUUGUUCACAUUUCUUUCCUCAAUAUGGCUGGUUCAAUAGACAUUAAACCUGUGAAUGUAUCUGGGCGAACAAUAUCAUUGUAUCGUAAUGGAUUCAGUAGCCCAUCACAACUUUGUAGUCCUGCACCAGUUCGUUCAGGUAAAACUCCAAUCUCACCUGAUCCAAUAUCAGAAACAUGUUCGCCAGUAAGUCCUGAGUGUAGUGAUGAAGAGAAUCGUCGGUUUGUUAUAGGAGAUGUAAAUAUUUUACGACGACGUCACAGUAAACGUAGACCUCACUUAAAUGUUCAAUCUACUAACUGUAAUACUACCAUUACUACUACUUCUGAGUUAUUGAAUAACUCAUCGAGUUGUGAACGUGCAGAAAAUUCACAAAGGUCAAUCAGGCAUUCAAAUUCAUUAAAUGUGGAAUUUGUAUAUCGUAAAGAAUGUGAUCUUUCUAAUGGACGUUUACCUCGAUUUAUUCGAAUUGAACAAGAUAAAGAAGAUGACGAAUUUCUAUCACGUAUGCACGCCAGACCAUUAAGCAUUGCUGUGGAUGCUAUUUCACAACUUGAUCUAUAUACAGCAAAACUUACGGAUGAUUAUUCCACAAGUGCACUUCGACCAUACUCAACGUUUUACAUUGAUGAUAAUGAAUAUGACCACGAAAAACAAACUACUUCUUUAGGUGAAAGCAAAAUAUCGUACUCUAAUAACAUCAGUAAUAAUGAUUCUCCUAAUUUACAUACUGCAACAAACGAGAUCAUAUUUGUCAAAUCAAAUGGAAUAUCAUCUUCAGAGCAUUCAGAUGUAACAAAUAAUAAUGGUGUUGAAAUCGAUAACUCCCAACACACGCGUAAUAAAGGUUUAAAUAGAGAUCCAUUUCAUCCAGGUGCCCCAGACGUUGAAAAUUCACUUCACCUACCUGAUGAAAUUAAUGAAUUAAAUUCCGAAGGACUAGUCCGUAUUUCCAUCAGACCUGACAGUCAUGGACGAUUUGGAUUCAACGUAAAAGGUGGGAUUGAUCAUGGAAUGCCGAUUAUAGUUAGCCGUGUCGGUGCUAAUAUGCCUGCUGACCUAUGCAUUCCCAGACUUUCAGAGGGUGAUCAAAUCUUAUUCAUCAAUCAUAAAGAUGUUUCAAACCAGACCCAUUUACAGGUUGUAAAUAUGAUACGUGCUGCAAGUGAACAAAAUUAUGGUACACUUGAGCUUUUAGUUAAACCAAGUGAUUAUGUUACAGAUGAUGUAAAUGAUGACAAUCCUAUCCCAGAUUCUGGAGAUGCUCCUCCAGUUCCACCUAGAUCUUAUAACUCAUCUAUCCGUCGACCAACACUUUCUUUAGAGAAAUUUGCAAGAAAUUCGAAACGUUUAACACGUUUUUCACUUAAAUCAUCAUCAUCUAAUAAUGCAAUGGAUCGAGAUCAUAACAAUAGUACCGUACAUAGAUAUUCUUUUUCUGGUUCCACAUUAUUAGAUUCAAUGAUAGAAUUAGAAAGUCAUCUAGCUGAUGGAUCAUUGUUAAAUCAAUUCGAACAUCUGCCUAGAAGAAAAUCUGGUCUCACAAUGAAUGUGUCUCGUUUAAGCGAGAAUUCAAUAAAAAAUCGUUAUCGUGAUAUUUCACCAUAUGAUCAAACUCGUGUCAUAUUAAAACAAGGAUCUGGAGAUUAUAUCAAUGCUAGUUUUGUAAAUAUGGAAUUUCCAAAAUGUGGAGUAAAUCUUCGUUAUAUUGCAGCUCAAGGCCCAUUACCAAAUACUUAUGGUGAUUUUUGGCAAAUGUGCUGGGAACAACAAGUUUGUUUAAUCGUUAUGUUGACAGCUAUAAGUGAACGUGGUCGAGCAAAGUGUCAUCAGUAUUGGCCAGAUCUCAAUCAUACAGUAAACUUUUCCGUUUCUUCAAGUCCCAGGAUUUCACAGUCCCGUAGUUCAACAGAUCUACAAUUAAAAACUGUACGAGAGGAGAUCAUUACUGAUAUUGCAUAUCGGGAAUUCGAUAUUAGUCAAAUUCCUUCACAUCGUGCCUCUUUGCAAUCAGUGUUAAGGAAACAAACAGAAACACGUCGUAUUUCACAACUUCAAUAUAUUAGUUGGCCAGAUCAUGGUGUACCAAAUGAUACUGAUCAACUUAUAUCAUUUGUAGAACAAGUUCAACGAAUUCGUGGCAAAAAUCAAACACCAAUAGUUGUACAUUGUUCUGCCGGUAUUGGUCGAACCGGUGUACUAAUUGCUAUUGAAACAUCAAUUAAUUUAAUGGAAUGUAAUUAUCCAGUUAAACCUUUAGAGUUAGUUCAACGAAUGCGUGAACACAGAGCUAUGCUUAUUCAAACCACUGGUCAAUUUCAAUUUGUAUGUGAAACUAUUCUCAAGGUCUUUCAUCGCAACCAUGCUGAAAAUUUGCUCAAGGAUUCCACUGCUAUAACAAGCCAAUCUUGAUAAAUGAUUUGUAGAAAACAAAAAUAAUUUCAAUCAAUUCAAACAAUGAAAUGAGAAAUUUUCUACACAUCAACAUUUGAAAAUCCCAUCAUUGAUAUCUAUUCUCACUUUAAAAAUUCAAUUGUCUAUAACUACUUGUUAAUACUGUAUAUUAUUAUCAGUGAUCUUUAGUUUUAAUUAUUUGUUCAGAAGACAAAUGGUUUCUUUGUCUGUUUCCAACUUUUAUCAUAUAUAUAUAUAUAUAUAUAUAUAUAUAUAUAUAUAUAUUUGUUCAAUAUUUAUAUCCAGUUAACGUUGCGUUUAUUUGGCAAAUGAAUAUCGCAUUCCUGUCCAAUCAUUAUAAUAGAUUUGUUUUUCUAUUCUAUUGUUUCAGUGAACAAAAUAUUUUUCAGCUUUUUCUUUUACCACAAUUUCGGUGAUAAAAAUAAUGCAUUCUUAGACAAUCUAUUGAAUUUAAUUAACUUAAUUGUGUUUCGGUUCUGUAUAAUCUACUAUGUGAUAUUGAUUUACAUUUUCUUUUCCUUAUAAACUAUUGAUACCUUAAGUUUUAUUACAUAUCUUUGUAAUUAACAAAUCCUAUAAUCCACUUAUUAGUUAAUCAUGUCUAUUGUUUGCCAUCAUAUUGACAACAGAUUAUUGAUUGAUAUUGUUAUUGUCUGUUGUUCCUUAGCUGGUUAUGUCUAAAGCAAAAGUCUGUAAGCAUACAAAGUUGAUGAUAGAGUGAUAUGCAUUUUUUUCCCCAAGUAUCAACUUUUUUUUAAUAAUUUUAGAUAUCUUUUGUCUAAAAUUUCAUUUAACUGAUUAAUCUUUUAGUUGACUUGUAAUUAACAGGAGAGACUAGACAAUGAAUCGCUUCUUCAUUUUAUUCAUUCCUUUGGAUCACCUUUAUCAAACGCCCUAUUGCCACCUCGCUUUACAUUUGUAUGAGGAGGAGAAAUUAGUUGUUCCAUUUACGAUGAAUUAUAAUUUCAAUUACAAAUGAAUACCUUAUUGAUUUUUUUUCAUAGGUUUCGGUGUUUUUUCGCUGUUUCUUUUUU
Schistosoma curassoni is the source of this 3520-nucleotide messenger RNA. The record is from the annotation of a GenBank genome assembly. NCBI's taxonomy places the organism in Eukaryota, Metazoa, Platyhelminthes, Trematoda, Strigeidida, Schistosomatidae.